Messenger RNA from Pygocentrus nattereri (red-bellied piranha), 1983 nucleotides. RefSeq names its product CDC-like kinase 4a (gene clk4a). Gene Ontology annotation, biological process: regulation of RNA splicing; protein phosphorylation. The coding region runs from base 144 to 1631 and encodes 495 amino acids. Lineage: Eukaryota; Metazoa; Chordata; Actinopteri; Characiformes; Serrasalmidae. The transcript has 13 exons. Gene Ontology annotation, cellular component: nucleus. Gene Ontology annotation, molecular function: ATP binding; protein tyrosine kinase activity. The record is from RefSeq and is a predicted model, not a curated record.
ACGUUCCCUACCGACGGCCAUUUUAGACUUGGGGAACAAAGAGGGAGUAGCAGCGCUCGAAGUGUUUUAUUUUUCCUUCUGUAAAGCUACAUCUGGUCUAUUUGUGUCGUGUUGUGGUUUCACACGAAGAUAGCAAAACCAAGAUGAAGCAGCGAAUAAGCGAGACUUGCUGCUCGGCUGUUAGAGAGCUUGGCUGGGUAGAGGGGGCUGAGAGCCGAAAGCGCCGCAGGCGAGACUCGCACAGCAGCGAGCGGGAGAACAAAUGUCGGAAAUAUCACCAUCACCGCAAAAGCACCGAAGGGCAUUACUUGGAGACCCGGAGUCAAAACGAAAGACUGGAGACAAAGAUCAGAGCUGUGGACAUGGGACAGGAUAAGGCGAACCAUGUAAGCAUCUGUAAGGAGCGGGAGAAGAAGCGUGUCCGCCACAGGGACCAUGACAGGGACUGGCAUCACUAUAGCAAAUCAUCCGGAUACAGUGGGCGCAGCCGGCGGAGCAGCCGCCGUGGACGGAAACGGAGCCAUAGCCGUGACAGAAGCCGCAGCCGCUCUAGAAAUCAGUCGAGGAGCCAUCGCAGGAAAAGAUCCAGGAGUGUUGAGGAUGAUGAGGAGGGCCACCUGAUCUAUCACAGUGGAGACAUACUGAGGGCGAGAUAUGAGAUUGUGUGCACGCUAGGAGAAGGCGCCUUUGGGAAAGUGGUUGAAUGCAUUGAUCACACAAAUCGGGGCACCCGUGUUGCACUGAAGAUCAUUAAAAACAUUGAGCGCUAUCGAGAGGCAGCCAUGUCUGAGGUUGAGGUGCUGGAACAGAUUAACUCUGUUGACUGUGACAGAAGAUAUUCUUGUGUCCGAAUGUUGGACUGGUUUGAUCACCAUGGGCAUGUGUGUAUUGCAUUUGAGCUGCUUGGCUUGAGUACAUUUGACUUCCUCAAAGAGAACAACUUUCAGCCCUUUCCUGUAGACCAAAUCAGGCACAUGGCCUACCAGAUCAUCAGGGCAGUCAAAUUCUUGCACAAGAACAAGCUGACCCACACAGAUCUGAAGCCAGAGAACAUACUUUUCAUUGAUUCAGAGUAUGACCUUGAAUACAAUGCAAAAAUGAAGCGGGAUGAGAGAACUGUGAGGAAACCAGAUGUAAAGGUGGUUGAUUUUGGGAAUGCAACAUAUGAGCAUGAGCACCAUACCACUGUGGUGUCCACAAGACAUUAUCGUGCGCCUGAAGUCAUUCUGGAACUUGGCUGGAGUCAUUCCUGUGAUGUGUGGAGUAUAGGUUGCAUUCUUAUUGAAUAUUACCUUGGAACAACACUUUUCCAGACACAUGACAGUAAGGAACAUCUGGCCAUGAUGGAGAGAGUUCUAGGCCCGAUACCAACACCAAUGCUGCAGAAAACAAGGAAGCGGAGAUACGUCCAUCGUGACAAACUGGAUUGGGACGUUCACUCCUCAUCAGGAAGAUAUGUUAGGAAACAUUGCAAACCUCUCAGACAAUACAUGAUCUCCAAAAGCCUGGAACACGAGGAGCUAUUUGACCUCAUUGAGAAGAUGUUGGAAUAUGACUUGACUAAGCGGAUCUCUCUGGAUGAAGCCAUCAGACAUCCUUUCUUCAACCUCCUCAGGAAGGGCCAGAAGUAACAUGAACCAUAAAUCUGAGUUUCUGCUCUCCAGGAGAGUUGUGUUGAAGUGACUGCAUCAGUCCCACAUAGGCACAGUACUGUUUUCAUUCAAUGAUUUGUAAUUUAUUUGUGACUUGUAAUUUGUGUUGUGUUUUACAUUCUGAUUAAUUUCAGAUUUGUAAGUCUUAAAGGGGAUGGGGUUGUAGGGGAUGUGGUUUUGUUCCCUCAUUUGAUAAAUAUUUGUUGGAGAAUCAUCCAGCUUAGUGCAUUAAUUGUGUGUAUUGGUGUUUGAACAUGACUGUAGGGAUCACUCAGUUUUACAGAUCUGUGACUUUUUGUUUCAUCUUUAAUAAAUCAUGCUAUAGCUGUUA